Messenger RNA from Dioszegia hungarica, 1125 nucleotides. RefSeq lists its product as uncharacterized. NCBI's taxonomy places the organism in Eukaryota, Fungi, Basidiomycota, Tremellomycetes, Tremellales, Bulleribasidiaceae. Bases 1 to 1125 code for a protein of 374 amino acids. The transcript has 2 exons. The record is from RefSeq and is a predicted model, not a curated record.
AUGUCUUCAUCACACCCGUCGCCGUCGCCCGGCCAGGUGGCCUUCUCUAACGCGGAGAUCGUCGACAGUAUCGUCCAAUACUCUUCGGACCUCCCAGCUCUUUGCAGGGUGAACACUACCUGUUUCGACAUCGCGUCCACAAAGCUAUACUUGGACAUAGGUACCAAUUACGAUCCUCACCUCUCAGAGUGGGAAGAACAGACCCCCGCUUCAUCUUUUCUUCUGGCGGAUCUACCAAUCUUCCGCCCCCUUCGCGGUCGGGCGGUCUCGGCGGUGAGAGCGGCAGUCAGGGAGAGCUUGCUUCGGCGGGUGAAGAACUUGUCCGUAGGGACGUUCGCACCUAAGAAUUACGACCAUUCGUCUUCACCCCUCACUCACCCCAUUCCACCCCUCCCGGAGCUUCAGACGCUAACGCUCUCCCGAGGUGUCAGUUGGCAAGAGGAAGACUUGGUAUUUCUCACAGCCAACAUCCAACCCAUGACAAUCAUCCUCGACUUACAGUAUGAUCACGAGGUUAGGCAGAGUCUGACCUGCCUGGUUGCUCGCUUGGCUGGGUUAUCGGACCGGCUCGCGAACCUCGUCGUCCGCAUCAGUGAGCACAGCCACAUACACGGGGCAUUAGGCGGUACGUCCACUCUGGCGAUCGAUCACGUCGACAUUUACCUCGUCGCCGACCCGGGAACCAUAUUUGAGGGACUCUCGCUUGACGAGGUCGCCUACCUCGUUCUCGCACAUGCGGGUGGCGUGUAUAGCGCCAUCGAUCUGACAUGGCGCAACGUCUUCGAUCCACCUAAUCCGGAAGCGUUCGAAUGGCGCGGUUGGGGCACGAUUCUGGAUGCACUACGUCCAGCCGUCCCUGCGCGAGAGUUCGACACCCAAGCCGACAUCCCCCUCCUCCUGUCACAUCGCCUUCGGUAUCCACUCCCCGUCGACCGCGAAGCGCUCGGUUGCUACUGCGGAAGGCUCGGUCCUGAAGAGGCAGAGCCUGUCACAACUUUCGGUCGGUCGGAUCUAAGCCCCAAGUGGAUUGCGGAGCGCAUGUCGAGGGUGAAGGCGAUCAGUGUGGCGGAAUUGAAGCGGAAGGAGUGGUUCAAGUCAUUUGAGGAGGACUUCGAUGAGACUUGA